Linum trigynum is the source of this 1234-nucleotide messenger RNA. Lineage: Eukaryota; Viridiplantae; Streptophyta; Magnoliopsida; Malpighiales; Linaceae. The record is from the annotation of a GenBank genome assembly.
CGAUGGUAGCGUCCAACCAACAAAAAGCCACCACGUGGCACAACUUCAAAGCAAUGUUGUUAUAUUACUAUCCGCCAAUUCCCCAAAUCGGUCUCGGAAGAAAACGACCAGACCACCGAAUAAAAUCCAGUGCCUUGUUAUUGCUUGCGACUUCCUCCGGAGCGGGAAAGAUCUUUCCCUCCUCUCCUACUCAAUCAACGAUUCAUCUACUUUCAGCCGCCAGAGUCUCUGCGAGGAGAGCUCUCGUUUGAAGUUUCUUUCUUUUUGUUAACGUCGGACGAUCUGGGGGGAGGAUCGUUUCGGGAAUCCAUGUUCAAAUUCUGGGGCUCGCAGGAGCAGGAUGCUCAGCAGCCACGGCCGCAGGAAGCUUCUCAGUCUUGGUACCCUCCAUCCGUAGUUGGAUCUUCUCCGGGCUCUUCUCGCCCGGGGACACCUGGUAGCUCUUCAAGUGGAUUUGGAAUGAAUAGGCCUUCAGAUUCUCCUGCGGUGCAUGUAUCGCCAGCUGAAGCUGCAGGUGUUAUCUCUCUUCUAAAGGAUAAAAGUGUUGAUGAUUUAAGGAAGCUACUCUCGGACAAGGAUGCAUACAAUCAAUUUCUGUACUCACUUGAUCAGGUCAAAAUCCAGAACAAUAUACGAGAUGAACUUCGCAAGGAGACUUUGCAGCUUGCAAGGGAAAAUCUGGACAAGGAGCCUCGCACAAUGGAGCUACGAAAUCAAUGCCGGAUCAUUCGAACGACUGAGCUGGCUGCUGCUCAAGAGAAACUCAACGAGCUCGAAAGAAAGAAAGAUGAGAUGCUGAGGUCAUCUUCUCCAGCCUCCCUCCUCCACAAGCUUCAAGAGGCAAUGGCCAAAGCAGAGGACGAAUCCGAAGCCUUACACAGACAGUUUCUAGACAGAGAGAUCGAUCUCCCCACGUUUGUGCAGAGGUACAAGAAGCUCCGAACCACGUACCACAAGCGAGCACUCAUCCACUUAGCUGCGAAGACAUCAACAGGCUAACGGAUGUAAAAAUGAAGGGAGAUACUUGUGAACUUUGCUCUGUUUUGGGUAUGUUUUACAAUGUCACUAUAGGCGGUCUGCACUUCUAGUUUGUAUAAUCUUUCUUCAAUCACAUUUUUGUUAUAAAUUUUUGAAUGCUUGCCAUGAUAAUCUAUGCUAUUACAAGAAACGUUUGUAUUAAUCUAGUUUGUACCCUAAUGAACCUGCUAGAGAUGAAUGAAGUAUAACUGUGCAA